AUGUCCUCAACCCCUGCACCGCCAGCGGCGGCGUCGGUCUCAGAGCUUCUGACGCUGAUAAUAACCACAUCGCCAACUCCGUCCGCACCUUCCACAGAACUCUUGGAUGCAGUCUUCAAAUCAAUCCGCCUUCACUGCAGCGACCUACUAUCCUGUCGUAUCAUUGUGGUCCUGGACACGUAUGAACGUAUCGGAGAUGUACCGAGGUUGAAGAAGGGCCAAGUGACGGAGAAGGGCGCGGAGGAGUUUGCAGAGUACAAAGAUAACGUCAAGAAGCUCGUGCUAAGAGAAUACGACCAACAUGAGACGCUUGGCGAGUUGACUCGAGAGCAAGGGGAAGCCGAAUAUGGCUACAACGGAAGAGCGGCAACCGUAACGACAAAUUCGGCGACGUUCACCGUAAGCCGGACAAAGGACCUUCGCAUGUCUUUCGUGGAGCCGUCGGAGAGGCUCGGUUUUGGCCUGGCGGUGCGGACAGCCUUGAGAAUCACGACAACACCGUACGUCUGGGUCCAUCAGCAUGACUGGACGCUCGUCUAUGACAUUCCAGUGGUGCCAAUACUAGACGUCAUGAAGACGCAGGACGCAGAUGAGGAGAGCCCGGUGAAAUAUAACGUUGACGAACAAGCUGAAGAGAAUCUUUACGUCAGAAUCACAUCCCGGGACGGAGGUGCCGUUGACCCCUAUGUUCUUUUGGCAUGA
Molecule: messenger RNA, 702 nt
Organism: Colletotrichum fioriniae
Lineage: Eukaryota; Fungi; Ascomycota; Sordariomycetes; Glomerellales; Glomerellaceae
Source: RefSeq, a predicted model, not a curated record